Messenger RNA from Procambarus clarkii (red swamp crayfish), 15790 nucleotides. Lineage: Eukaryota; Metazoa; Arthropoda; Malacostraca; Decapoda; Cambaridae. The record is from RefSeq and is a predicted model, not a curated record.
AUGGUGUCAAAGCAAAACAAGAAAGGUGAACACACCUACACACAGGUAGAGAGGAAACGACACAUUGGGAACGACAUCGUCAACAUCGUAUUCCUGGACGGCACCGUCGACGACAUGGCCAACUUCUCACCUUCAUUCAUCAAGUCCCAGUUUACUCAUGUGUUCGCCUUGGUGUCGUACCUGCCGGAGGAGGAUGCCUACCGCCUUCAGGUGUACUCUGAGGAGACCGUGCCUCUCUUUGGGCCCUCCCUGCCCUGCCCGCCAGUCUUCUACAACCAGGAAGAGUUCCGGGAGUUCCUUCUUGUAAAGCUGAUCAACGGUGAGAAGGCCACCUUCAACACCCCGAUCUUCUCCCAGAAGAGAGAGCGGACGCUGGACAUGCUCAUCAAGGACUUGUAUCAGGAGCACAUCAACGACAACAGAGGGACGAUGUUGAACCGUCGAGCCUUCAGUGACGUGCUCCCAGAUCCUCCUAGAUCUUCAAGAAGAAAGGAAGAAGCCAGACAGGUGGAGUUCGUGAGGUUCGGGCAGGCCCUGAAGCUGGACACGAUCGUGAAGGGGGACGCACCCACCUCCUUGGCCACCACUGGACUCUUCAAGCGCACGCUAACAGAGGGCUCUAAUGGUUCCCCUUCCAGUUCCACCACAGCUCUUCACGCAAGGCCAUGGGAGCCUCAGUGCUGUUAUCCGGAUUUCCCCUUCGAGGUGGUGUGUGGAGACUCUUGGGGGGAGAACCGCCUGCUUUUGGCCACCAUUGAGGGAGUCUUCCUCGUCGAGGAGGGUGUUGCGCACCGGCUGAUCUUCGACAAGAGUGUGCAAGUCAAACAGCUAAGCGUCGUCGAGGCCCACGGGAUUCUUCUCCUGAGAGCUGAUAAAGGACGUGACGGCAAGAUUCACGUGUUCCGCUUAUCUGACUUUGAGGGUGACGAGGAGCGGGUCAAGGUGAAGGUGGACCUCAAGGAUCACCGCCUCGAGAGAACGAAAGGAUGCCACCUCUACGCCAUCUCCAGACCAGGAGGAUCACACCUCAGAACGGUGGUGGCAGUGGGCCGGAAGCUGCUCAUUCUCCAGUGGCGCCACUCGGCGGCCUGGACGGCCUGGUGUCCCGCCUCCGACACCGACACUGUCGACGGAUUCCAGUUUAUUAGGGAGGUGUCGGUGUGCGAGGCUCCCAGCAUCAUCACCCUGGUCGACUCCCCUCUCGUGUCUUCGGCUGGCGGCCUCACCGAUAACAAGAUCUGUAUUGGUUACAAGCACCAGUGGGACCUGGUCAGCGAGAGGACGGGCGAAGUCACCAAGCUACACCACGUCGAGGCCUCCAAGGUGAACCUCGUGGCCGCACUUGACAUUUACGAAGACGACGAAGCCGAGCUCCUCCUGUGCUACAACAACACUUGCCAUUUCCAGAAACUAACAGAGGACUGUUCUAAUGAGUUCGACUUCCAGUGGAACUCUGUACCAGAAGCCAUUGUGUGUGCCUUCCCCUACAUUCUUGCCUUCACUCAGGAUAGUAUAGAGAUCAGACUCAUCAUCAACGGCAACUUGGUGCAAACUAUGGUCAUGCCCCGCCUGGCCUUCAUCACUUCCAAGAGUGACAUCUUCUUUGCCACCACCGCCCCAGAGUUCUUCACACUCAAGAGGGAGAGAGUGAGAGUGGAUCGCAUGGAGAGGGACCCCAGCCUUUCCCCUCCCCCUUCCCCACACAGCAAGGAGUGCACAGUGAUGGACAAAGACGCAGUGAAGCCCUUCCGGGUUUACCGCAUCCCCUUCAGAUGUCUGACGGGCGCCAGCACCUGUGAGCGCAGGUGUCCCACGCCCUCUACUCCCCUCCACCCCCCUGUCCUCGGUGCCACCGACGGCUGCAGCACCGGCGGCGCUGGAGACGACACCGGCGGUGGCGGGAGAGCGGGGAUGCAUCUCCGGGUGUCGGACCAGCGGUACGCUAGUCGGUCGUGCACGGCGUCCCCGACGCAUCAACCGUCACCACCGAACCCUUUCUCCGGGGGCACGCCAUCCCCAGGAUCGUCCCCACUAGUCACCAUCCCCCCAGGAUCACCGUCCCACCAUCCGCCCUACCAAAAGCCCAGAGAUCGAACCAACUCCCUCACUGUCGACUCCGCCAGCAACCUCCUACACCAUCACCAUCACGGGCGUCCCAACCUCCUGCUACACCACCACCAUCAUCACCACCACCGCCACCACCAGCAGCACCACCCACCCGUCAAGUGAGGGAGGCACCAGCAGCGUCACCGUCGCCUCUAGCGCCAUGCAGCCUCCGCGUGCAGCACAACGCCGCCAGCUGUUCAACCAUUGUCGCUGAAGUCUUGAAGGAUAAAGAAUCCCCCCCCCUUCCCACUCCCGCAGCCAAACUAUCCCUUCGCUGCUGAUCAUUAUCCGUUUUCGAUCCCACCGAGACUAGCCCGCCUUGCCUCUCCUAAAGUAAUCUACAAUCCUCCUACGACCCCAUAAUACCGUCAACACACACACACUUACAGCUAGCCUUCCACUUGUCCUGCCCGGCUGACCACCACUCUAGCAUCCAGCCUUUUCUCACUCACGAUCCAUGUAUCAAGUCAUUCCGAAAUGUGAUAAUCUAAAGAUGGCUUCGCCUCCUCCCCCCCCCCCAACAAAACCACACAUCUCCCCCACCCCGAUCCCCGUCCCCCUGCGUCCCACCCAAUGUCUAAAAACAAAACAAAAAAACACAUUGCAAACGUCUAUUACCUGCCACUGAUUCUAUUAUCAGUAUAUCAACGUCCUUCUUCAUCAAUGACCAAUUAUCACCAUUCACUGUCCACCAUCAGCUCCAUCAACAUUCACUUUGCUUCACUAAGCCGUUAUCUGGCGUCAUAACCCCUGACAUCACUCCAUUUACCAGUAAGCUGACGUCAAUCUGCCUUCAGCACGGCUUUUAAGAAUCUACUGACAGGACUAUCAUGCAUUAUUUUUGUCUCGAAAUUUUGGGUGGAAACUGCAUAUAAAAGUUAAAAAUGUUCAUGCGUAUACACACACCUUAAGAAAAGUUAUUAAGAAUGUUCAACACACGAGAAAACAUUCAAAUGCACCCAUGGAGACACUCACGUAUACAAACGCAUGGACACACACAUAAGCAUAUACGAACAUUAUGAUUCUUUUCCUGCAAGCAUUCGACACAUAACUCAUUAAUCUGUAAACAAAUAUAUAUAUGAAUGCUUUUCUAAUUUCCUUCUCUUUAAAUAUGUACAUUUGAUAUAUCUCUUUUUAAAAGAGCAUCCUCUGCCUUGAGGAGUGUGCCUAUGCAUCGUCCCCCGCAGUAUUACAUGUACUUAUACUUGUGGGUACACAUUUGUGUACCCCCUUUGUAACGUUGUGACCGGUGUCAGUAAUUCUAGCAUACAUGUAGUGUCUUUUCUACUCGCUUCGUUUGUGACCCUCCCUCAUACUUUCCAUCUCUCACCCCCCCUUCCCUCCUUCCUCCCACCCACGCCUAGGAAAAUUCAUGACCUAAUUUUUGCGUUCUCAAAAUCCAACUUUCCAUUCCCUCUUCCCAGCCCCAUUCUCUCUCUCUCUCUCUCUCUCUCUCUCUCUCUCUCUCUCUCUCUCUCUCUCUCUCUCUCUCUCUCUCUCUCUCCCUCUCCGGUUCCCUCGUGUUUGUCUCCCAUUCCACUGUGCCUACCAUCACAAACAAAACUGGUUGGCAAUAGCUUCAUCUUCAUUUUAAAAAAACACCGCAUCAGCCUUCCAGAAUUUCUUUAUUGGAUGUUCCCAACGCGAAAUCUUUUGGCUGCAAGAAAGCCUCUGCCUCAUCUCAUGUGCCUCUACUCCUGUUUCAGUCUCCUCCAACUCAUUUCAGUCUCUUCCUUAGAGCACAUCGUCAUUCCCUGUAAACUGUCCCACAGCUUGUCUUCCAUCUUCGCCUGUCUCUCAUCCUUCUGUCUCAUCUACUGCCUUACAACUCACACAGCCUAUCAAUAACAUGUCUAAAUGUAGCUACCAGCAGUGGAAGUCUUGAAAGGUUUCAACUACUACCUACAGGUUCCUGAACCACCACCAUGAACUCACACACAGAAAUUCUCCACUGCCAAAGCCUAUACCAACAAAGCUGCCUUGGCAUACAAAGGUCCAUAAAGCUCUAUCUACCUUCACUGACACCAAUACUAUUAUCCACUUAAAAAUGCAAAAAAAUGUAAGCACCACAUAACAAAAAUUCUAAUUAUAUUGUUCUCUGAAUUUUAUAGAAACAUAAUAGCAGUUUCCAUAACAAAAACCAGCAGAUUCAAACACUAGCUUCUCUAGUCGAAGCCUGGACACUACAUAUAUUCCGAAACUAACUGUCCAAAAAUCUCGAGCUUAGUUUAAAGUUAAAAAUUUCCUAAUAUGCAGACAUAAGCUAUUCCACCUACAAAGUUCAAAAUAUAAAAAAAAAUUUGCAGUCAUCCUUUAUGAUAGAACACACUAGCCAAAAUCCCAGUAAUCCUUGCAGCUAUCAGAGGAUGUAGAUAGAGGCAACCCAUAUUCAUUUAAACUAAUCGGAAACAAGAGAUGUUAUUUUUAGCAAAUAGAAAUAUAACUUACGUUCAGAGAUGAUGGAACACAGAACAUUGAUAAUGUCCUUCACUAAAAUUUGAAACUAGUAUCGUGGUAUUUAAUCACACCUUUUAUAUUAAAUCGGUAUUUGCCAUUUACGCCAAUUUAACAGCAGUAUUAGAGAUUUUGACGAAUAUAAGACAGUAUUAAUGACCGUGACGAAUAUAAGAGAAGUAUUAGUGGGUUUGACGCCAUCAAAUGUUAAUGGAAAUCAUAUCCGCUAUUCUUAUAAUUGCUGUUUCUGAGCGGUGGAGAUUAGAUGUGUUUGCCAUUGCUAACCUUCCUGGUUCGUGUCAUUUAGUAUGUAACAGCUAUGACAAGUUAUCUUGCAAGAACAACUAAAUUUCUUACCACAAAUCUUGUAGUAUCUGAUGUCUUUAAAUUGCCAAGAAAUGUUGCUAAUUUUCAGGUCUCAAAGAUAUUUAGAAGCAAAAUUUAAAUUAAAUAAAAGGCAGGAAAAUAUUAUUUUUCUCACAAAAUUAAAGCGAUUAGUUACAGCAUGGAUUUUAACAUUUAAAUAACUAGCAGUCGGUCUGUCCUAGAUACUGUAAUUUCAAUUAAUUAUGGUAUCUCAUGAAUUCUUAGAUCAUGGUAAUUUGUAUUACCUUAGACCCUUUCUCAAUAACUUCCCAAAAUUCUUUAGAUUAUAAAAGGUUUUCUUAAUGUUUACCUAUUUUACCUUAAGACACAUCAUAUACCUAGUAACAACCUCUCAUAAUGACUCAAACUAUCAAUUAAAGCUCUGGAAACGUCCUUCUACAAGCUGGUAACCCUUUUUGUUCUCAAGAUAUUCGCUCCAGUCAUUUUAGAAAGCUUUUGCUAUCCUAUUAAUAACCUUCCUCGAUUGUCCUCUAGAUGUCUAUCCUCAUAUAUCUAGGAAUAUGUUCUAGUUACAAGCCUAUUUAAGAGAAUUUGUAAACGUAGACAAAUUAAAACAUUGAUAAUUUUUCCACUGUGUGAGAAGAAACUUAUCAAUAUUAUUUAAACAAUUGUAAACCGUGCUUUGCAUUUAUGAGCAAAUAUCAUGAAACUUGCAAGUAUUAGAGUACCGAGAGGUUUAACAAAUGAAUUAAUGCCAUUUAUGCAAUAACCCCGUGUUCCAGGCUUUGUGAGACCUUAUUAGUAAGGUUUCACUGAUAAAAUUUUUGCUAAGCUUUUGCUACUUCAUUUGCAUAUCAUUUCAGACAUAUCCCUGCAUACUCCAAGCAUGGUGUUCAGUACUGUUUCCACUGUUACGAAAGGCAAAUUUGAACCUUCAGUUGAGAACAAUGAAAGGUCUGAACUCACAAACAAAAUGGCCUUAUACUUUGAAAGUGUCGUUUAAGCCCCUCAAAGACGUGACUUAGGGAAUGCAGAGUACUUGUUAUGACCCAGGGAAAGCAAUCAAGGUGUGUUUAGGUUAGCGUGACAUGCGCUGGAACAUUAAAUGGCGUUUCAAUCGAGCAGUGGGGGGUUCUUAAACUUGAAUUAUGAUCAUUACUUCUUGGAACAAUUGUUGAAACACACCACAAGGGUGUUUGAACACGGGCAGAAAUUAAAUGAACCUAAGAACUCUCUCUAAGAGUAUUAUUGGGUAUACAAAAACAACAGUUUCUCUUCCUCCAGAAGAACCGUUUUAAUGCUUCUAAAAAAAUAAAGAAAUGGCCAAAAGACACGUGCUGACGUCAGCAUCGAAAAUAUACAACCCACCUAAAAGUCACGGCUCUUGGCCACAUGGGACUGGUGUCUUUAACCCGUGAAUCAUAUAAUGUACUGUACUUUAUUUCCUACAACACCUGGUGUUUGAAUAUCCAACAAGACUUUAUAAUUUACAAAUGCCAAAAUGCGUGUUUAAAUCGUCAGAGCAAAAUCCUCAACCUCUUACAAAGCAAGAUGUCCACAUCUGUAGAGACAAAAUUGAAAAUUUAGGUUAUGCUACCUGUACAUUUAUUCUAUUUCCGUGUUCCCAUCCAAGUCUUUUUCGAUUAAAGUACCGUAUAUAAAUUUUUGUUAUGCAGAUACUUUUCUGGUGACAAUAUAGAAGGGUUUUCCCUGGCCUGUAUGGGUAUGAAGUGGUCCAUCUAAUGUAUUACUAACAUAUAAUUACAUGAUUUCAUUAUAAUCAAUUGUAUGGCGAUUUGAUUGAUGCCAUUUCCUAGAUAACAUGCGAUAACAAUCAGGAAACGAGAAGUAUGGCAUUAAAAUCUAAGGUUUUCUAUUUUGUUAGUACAUAUUUUCACUACUAAUACUGUUGGAACCUAAUAUUAAAUUAAAAUAUAACUGUCCCUAUUAAAAAUAAAUGCUUCAUUGUAAACAGAAGAAGCAUGAACUCGAUACUCAUUGCUAAUAUACAUUCCACAAUGGCUCCAUUUGUUCCGUACUCAAGCGUUCAAUAGCUCUCAAUCCCAUAGCAACAACUUCCAAUUCCAACCUUUCUUCUCAUAACUGUAUACUCGAGCUUGUUGCUAGCACAUGUUUUUCAAAGUAUUCCAAUCUAUAGCCAGUAUCAGUUUUGUUGUUUAAAUUGACGAGUUUUUCCUGCAACCUGAAUUUGUUUUUGUUUUUUAAUAAAAAGGUCAAUAAUGUUCUUUAAAUUUUGUCUCACGAAACGCUGGAGAAGAUUAUUUUUUUUAUUAUUGGAUACAUAUCUACAAGAACGUGUCAAAGGAAAUCUUAGAUCUUAAGAAAUCCCAAAUGUGUUACAAGAAUGUUGCGGUUAAACGUUAGUAUGUGAAAUCCGUUGUUUUCCCUGAUCAGACUUAUAAGUACUGACUUUCCCCCAAAGAUUAGCAUUUUCCCCGUGGAACUUUAUGCGAUUGUAUGUGCUCUAUACCAGCUGCUGUUUGGCGCAUGCGUUCAUUUGAUACAUUUGCGUUCAUUUGGUCGACACUCAAUGCCCUCAUACCUCUAUUCUUUUAACUCUUCCCAUCCUGUCGUGGUCGAAAUCCCAUACUGGCUCUACCUCAUCUUUAGCAAGUUUAAGACAGUCGAAUUUCUCUUGGUUACCCAGCCAUACUGGCAUUACGUCUACCGAGCUUGCAGACGAUUCCGUUACUGAGGAGGCCAUUCGUGUUUGUCCCGUCUCCCAAGAUAGGAUUCCUUACUCGGAUUUCUAACCAUUCAUAAUGCAGUCCAUUGGCAAGAGAGAUGAUCAGGUAUUAUGAGUAACAAACUAUUAAAUGUGACAUACAUUUAUAUAUAUAUAUAUAUAUAUAUCUCCCCGCCCCCUUGACUUUCCUUCUACCAUCGUAAUACGUAGGAAAACUCUAGCUAGUCUGCGUACUAACCAAGCACUUUCAACUCAUGUCGGAACCUCAUACCUUUGACUUGCCCUCGUAUUGGGAACCUGAAUGAUGUUUACAUCCUUUGGAUUAUUCUGUGACACGGACAGACGGUGCUAAACAGUUUCCCGCCUCGGUACAGUCAUUUGCAGACAGCAAGUCACAAUAACAUGACUGAAAAUUAAGUAACGACGUUUCAGUCCGUCCUGAUAAUGGUCCAGGAUGGACCGAAAAGCCGUCACUUCUUUUAUUUCCUGAUGUGUGGACCGGGUAUAACUUAAUUUAUUUGGAUUUUGUUAGCUAAUCUUUUGUAAAUUAUACAUAUAUGUUUCAUAUAUAGGGUAGUAAAUCUAAUCUUAUUAAUAAGUCUCGAUAUAAAUCUUAAUUUGAAUCUCCGGUAAAUGCGAAAUCCAGCUUCCCGAAAAUGCUUAAUAUAUAAUUAAAUUUCUUCACCCCUCGUUAUGCUACCUAACCUUUUUAAACACGUAAAUACAAAGCCGAUACUAUAGUCACUACUCCAAUAUUCUUAAGUCUUACAGUACCCUUUUUAGCUAAAUAUAAUCUACCUUUGGUCAACGGUAACAAACGUCGUCAGUUUCUAUUCUUUGGCCAAGUCAUGAUAGUUAUCCAUCUCUCUACUUCUCUUUGACCAUUUAUUUUACCUGUUCGCAAAGCUCUAUCAAUCCCAUAUGCUGCUGCAAAACACAACUGUAAGGAGGAGGAGGAGGAGGAGAAUGUGAUGUUAAGAAAAAAUGCCAAGCCACAGAUAAAUGGUAGGCCCUCCAUGUGACGUAGAAGUCGAGUAUUAUAGUUCAGAACUGACGAACCACAUCUUGGGAAAACAAUUCAGUAUCGGCGGUUCAAAAUGUGUAAGCCAUUCCCUGGUCACACUUGUCCAGGCGGCAACCAACCACAGAGACACAUUCAGCAACUUGAAGGCACUUUGUAAUGAAAACUGUAUUUUUUUAAUGUAAAUUUACAUUUUAUAUGUAUAAUAAUUUUGCCAAUAGUUAGGUCUAGCAUGUUUGGUUUGGUACUUUUGUUUCGUUUGCAAAUACUGUGGAGAUUUACAGAAGUGGGAUUCAAAUCUUGGAAGCGAGUCAAGCACUGUUCUGCAAAAGUUCGAACAUGAUCAGUUGUGAGUUAUGUGUAAAGUCUUUUUUUAUUAUUAAUAGAAGCAGCCUAUCCUAAUUAACAACGGCCAAAUGCUCGUCAACCUUGCCUCCAACCCCAAUUAUGAAUUAAAAACUCUUAUUACACUACUGACACCUGAUGACAUUCGAACUUUUCUUGAACAGAACUUUGCUCACGACCUCCGUUCGAAUCACACUGUAGUUAGUGCUUCCCACACGUACAACAAACAAUCUCCAACGGAUCAUAACAUAAUCUAGCUUUAUCUAUAACCAAAAAUCUGACAUAUAAUAUUAAUUUAUAUUUUGGAAAAUGUCAGUUUUGAAUACACAGUUAAGUUUUAUUUUUUUGGGGGGGUAGGGAGGAGGGGGGGUUCGGCCCCAGCAGCAGCUUGGAUGAGUAUGGCCUGAGGUCUGGUUGCAUAAACGGGGGUUUAGUUGCUGAAUUAAUAAGCAUUUGGCCAUUGUUUAUGAGGACGUGUAGAUUGUGUUCGACUGUUCUUGGGUCGCAGUUGGCAUACGUAAGGCAGAUUGCCGCCGCCAUCAAGAGUACCUCCAGUCUGUGAGCUUACGGCUGCAGAUCUCUGAAAGAGAUGCUGCCGUGUGGUCUGCUGCAAGCUAAUGACUUGUCUGUCGUUCUGGAAUUUACUGUUGGCUCGUGGUUCCAGAUAAUGGUUCAUUACCAGUUUGUGGUUCAUUCACCGCUUGUGGAUUUACUGCUAGUUUGUAGUUCCCCACCAGUUCGUGGAUAAUAAUCAUUCCACUCGAUUUCGUGGAUAAUAAUCAUUCCACUCAAUUUCGUGGAUAAUAAUCAUUCCACUCAAUUUCGUGGAUAAUAAUCAUUCCACUCAAUUAAAAACACACACACAACUAUGUGAUAAUCUAAUUUUAUUUUCCGGAAGUUUAUAUUUGAAAAAUAAGGAAAGUAGCCGUGAACAGACGUAGUAUUUGAUGCAUUUUUGUAGAAAGUAGAUUAGGUAGAUUCAGUCAAUGUACUAACUCCACUCCACCCACAAAAUGCCUCCUUCCCUUGCCCUCCCAGUUUCCUCUCCCGUUAAUUGUAUCAAUACUGGAGUUAAUUGUGGCAAGACAAUCUAAAUGUUGAUAAGUUAAUUUAGAAUCAUGCCGUAGAGUAUAUGUACAUAUCGGCGCUGCUGCCAAAAUGACGCCUCGAAUAUUAUAACUAUAUACAAAAAACAUCCUGUACCUUAUUAACUAUUGUGACAUAUAAACACGUGAUACACACACACACACACACACACACACACACACACACACACACACACACACACACACACACACACAAACACACACAGUACGGCAUACUUAAGAAGUUAUGAGCCUUCGACACUGGGAACUGGCCUAAGACGAAGCCGAUACAUCCAACAUUGUGAAGUUAAUUACGAAUCUGAGUAUUCGCACGUUUCACCAAGAAGUUAACGGAAGGUUAAACCGUGUGUCGCAAGAUCAUACCUCUAAAGAAGUUCGCGCUGUCGUUGGAUCAGAACCGCGAGUGAAAACACGUGUCAAGAGUAAGGUUCUCUCUUGUCUCGUAUUAGGUCGCUAAUGCAGAAUGGAACCCAACCGCCGCUGUGGUUCCCGCGCGAUACUUAACACCUUCAAGACAGUAAAGUUGAAACGCCAAAUCGGGAGAAGACUAUUUAUAUACCAUUGGACUCUGGUACCUUGUUUUUUUGUUUUAAGAGCACAAGUUAGAAUAUACACACGAUUAGCGAGAGCAGGAGAGGUUAGUGGAGAGACGAGUUGAUGGGUAGAUUUAGUUGGAGUAACGUGCGGGGGUGUUAUAAGGAAAUCACACUUUGAAGCUGAGUUAGAUCAGAUGUUAUGGGGAAACUGCUCUAGUUUUGUGUUGGUAAAUGACAGUGACUUCCAGGCUCCGGCGCCUGGGUAAAUAGCGUCAGGCUUGGUCAAAAUUAACGGUGUCUAAAGCAGGAAUCGUUGGACAAGACACCAUCACCAUCUGCCUCUUCAACAGGGAGGGCCCCAAACCUCUUGAAAAAUGCUCUCUGCUUUUUGUUUUACAGUAUUUCCGUUUUAAAAGCCUAACUACUACAUUGAGAUGCUAUAAUAGGUAUAAUGCUGCCUUGUUAUGAUAAUAUUAGUGAAGCAUUAUCAUAAUCUGAUGGUCUUCCUAGAGGUACACAGAGGGUUUUGUGACGUGUAGCUACAGAGCCAACCUCAGCCGUGUUAUGUUUUACAAGAGUAGGAAACAGAAUAAAAUUUGGUUAAGCCAUUGGAAACUUUUAUAAAUUGAUGUCGAUGUGUUAUGGUAGGAGUUUGAGGCUUCGAAGCGCACUGAAACCUUCGCCGCAUUAUUUACUAACAGAACAUUUUGUAUUCUCGGAGAAAAUUUAAACAACAGAGUGCAGUCGUGUGCAAAGCAUUUUAAAUAAAUAUUUGAGCACAGUGUCGUAUGUGUGUUGAAUAUAAAAAUGCAAGGAAGUAAGAAGUUGGAAAAUAGGAUGGACGGAGUUGAUAGUGUUCACUAGGAAGAAACGCAUCACCCACGGGAUGGGUAAGGGGUGCAUAAUAAAUAGAUUGAAUUGAAUUGACAGGGAAAAUAAGACCCGUCUCUAUAGCUGGUCUUACUCAAGCGCUGGUCGACCAAGUAACAUAAACAUGCGCCUUAGAUGUGUAUAUGUGAUGCCAAGCUCUACCAGUUUCUGCCUAGUCGAGUCCAAAAUAGUUUUGAAACACUGAAAAACUAAUUUUUGCGUUGAACAUUCACUUGACUUUAUUUGCCUUCGGUGAGUAACCAGUUAAAAGAACCAAUUCUUUAAAUAGCAUUUUAGAAUUAUAUGGGAACAAUUUAUAAUCAAAUGUAGUUUUGGAUACAAUUAGAAAUUUUUGUAAAACUGGUAUCUAAGGCAAAUUUAUAGCGAGUGAGUGUCCGAGCAAUCAACGGGAAACACUUCUGCCUUUGAUCUCUACUUUUGCCGAUACUCUCUUUGGUUCAACAAAUCUUUUAGGUGUUGUAACUCGACGUACCAAAUUAGGGACUGGCUAGUCAGAAAACAUUAUGAGUACCUUCUCCAUUCUACACGUGGCAUGGUUCUUUAUUUCCCCCUAAAUUAGAAGUAUUCACAUUACGUUAAAUCGAAAAUUAGGCACGUCAAAAAAAAGAUUAUUCUCAGAUUCAACAGUACUUCAGAGGUAAACUUUUUAAACAUUUACAUGCUUAUUUAAGGUAUACCAAAAAAGCCAUGUGACGUGUAGGAUGAUGUGGACUAUUGUUGUGAUAGAAGAUUCUAUGCCACAAAACUUGAAGGGUUAAGGACUAGAAUCUCCUCACACUAUAUGUCGCUCUAUCCCCCCAGUGUGUGGUCAAUGUAGCUAUUCCCUUCUAGCAGAAUAUUUUUGUGUAAUUCCGUAAGUGAUCCUCUCCAUGAAACAAAACUUGUUCAUGACCUCCCUUGAUAGUUCACCAGUGUCUGGUUAUGUCCAAGUUCGUUUAUUUGUUAACUGUUGGCCUAUGUCACCAUAUUCAAGCAGCCUGUGUCCGGUUAUUUGAAGUUCGAUCAUUAUUCCGGAUAUCUAAAGUUUGAUCGUCAGAAUUUCUCUUCCUGGAUGCCGUACAAUGUGAUAUUUAAGGGAUGAUUAGUGAUCUUAUGAACGGCACUGUGGUCUCCAGCUCUGACCAAUUAUCUAUUGUCUAGUCUCAGGUAUCUCGAAUCUCGCUACCUAUUUCGGUAUUAAAAGAUUAUAUACAUAUUCGAGGAUAUUACGUUUCUGAAACUAGACAGCAUUUUUGUUAGGAACAUUAUUUUCAUCAUAAUGAGCUCAGAGCUGAGAAUUAGUAAAAAAGCGAAUUAUUGACCUACAUAGGCGUUCACACUUCAACAUAAAUAAAUCUAUACAUAUAGUUUCAAAGUUUCAGUGCCCCCCUAAUUAAACAAAAGAAAUAUACAGUUGUUUGAAACGUUGCCCAGCUGACUGAAGAUUUUCUACCUAUUUAUUCUCGUUGAUAACAAAACUAAUACGUUAUUUAAAUUAUUAUUACGUAAGAAAUAAUUAUCCAAUUUCCUGUGCAUGUUUUACCAAUUAACAUCACAUGAUUUUAUAAUUGGAUAAGAACUGUGAUGAAGUUGUUUAUAAUUAAAUAGUUUAUCGACGAUGUAAUGUUAAUACUUAUAUACAGACUGUUGAUUUAUAAUGUAGUUUCUAUACAAAAUUAUAAAGACCUUUAUGAAGGUUUUACUUUACACAUACGAGUAAUUGGUAUGAAUAUAAUAACUCACGUCUUUUUAUCAUGUUAAACAUCAUCCAAAUUGUUAUACUAUGUUAUCAAUGUUACAAAUGCCAAACAUGAUCUAAGAUAACAGCUUGACACAAGCUGUCGCAGCAAUUGGCACAUGGUUUCUCGUAAACAAUGCUCAAUGAUUGGAAUGUUAGGAGUUUCACAUUAAUUUGUAAUAAUAGGUUUGAAAUACUGCAAUUAAUGACGGACGAAUUUUUAUAUUAUAUCCAGUUGCACACACACACACACACACACACAUAUAUAUAUUAUACGAAAUUGUGAUCGAUUUAUAUUAUUCAAAGAUAAAUUAUUGCACAUUGCAAAGUAAUCAUUUUUGCUUUGUGUGUGAGUAUAUUUACUGGCGCAAAGUGUUGCUUAAUUAUGUUAUGUUUGCUUAAUUUUUCUCUCAAUUUAUUUUAAGGUUUUUUGAUCGAGUUAUGCAAGUUAUAAUUACUUCAGUAUUAUUAUUAAAGUCACUAAACCCUGUUUGUAUAUAUAAUCUUCUAAAGGCUGUCUUACAAAAGUUACAUAUAACGAUGAGCCGUAUAAAGCUGGCUGAAGUGACAUGAAUGAUGUAAUAACUUAGAAAUCCUAAAAUGUCACUCAAAUGAUAAAGAACAGAUGCGUUAAAAGUUACAACUUGAAGAGUAUGGAAUCAUGACAAACUGUGUACUGUUGUUUCACAAAAGAACUGUUCUCCUUCCGUGGACUUUCCUUAUAGAUCUCGCUCUCACUUACUCUCACUCACUCUCACACGCCCUUAUGUGCUUGAAUUUGUAGCAUCUGCUGUAGUAAAUUUUGUAAUUAUAAAUAAUUCUGAAAACAAAGCAAAUGUGUUGAAUUUUUUAGUUUAAUAAUGUAUUAUAUAUAUAUAUGCUAUAAAAUGAAGAUGACAAUACCUAAGACUCAUUUAGCAGAUUAUUACUGCAUAUAUAUUUCGACAUGAAAUAUAAUAUUAAAAUAAUAACACUUUCCACGCCUUUAUUGCAUUAUGACAUUGGGCGAGUGUUCAAAUCAUAUUUGUAAUAGGAGUUUUAUGUAUAAAUAAUAUAUUAAAAUCUUCCAACCUUUAAGACUGCAUCAAGAGGAAGUUAUACUGAUUCUCGUGACAUUCUCGCUUGGGAUAUCUUAUGCAUUAAAAUUAUAAAAUGUUACACAGGUAUAUACAAUUAAUAUUAUAUAUAUAUAUAUAUAUAUAUAUAUAUAUAUAUAUAUAUAUAUAUAUAUAUAUAUAUAUAUAUAUAUAUAUAUUGCUUAUUUCUUGCAGGAUUUGAUACAACUGCAGAUAUUUUCGUUACCUAAAAUAACGUUGCAAACUAUUUAAAGAGAGUUAAAUAACAAGAGUUAAAUAAGUUAAAUAAAAAAAGAUAAAUUUAUUUAACCAGUCUUAAGAAAAUGAUAAAAGAAUUUCUACAAAUUUGUUUAAUUGUUGAAACUGAUUCACCUAUAACAAAAAAUUAAUAAAAUAGAUUCUUCUAUUUUAACAUGAUGUUAUUGGCUUUUAAAUGUUAAGUUAUAAGUUGUUUUGUAGUUAAAAAAAUGAUGUAGUUUAUGUUACAUAGUUUAACAAACAUGUCUGUACAUGUAAUAAAAGUUUUACAUUUAAACAUUAUGACAAAGUGCAAGAAAUAUUUGUUGUACAUUAGGAUGAAAUGCAAACAAUUGCCACAUUGAAAGAAUGUUGCAAAAAAUGUCAUCCUUGUAUUAAUUAAAAACUAAGUGUAUAUGGUAUAGAUCCAGACACAUGAGGCUGCCUCACACCAUACGCUUAAUUGUGUUAAGCGCACUUAAUUAAGUGAUAACACUUAAUCAUAAGUGUUGCUUCCUGGGAUGGAUUGUGGGUCUUGCGUAACGAAUAAUCACUUCGAAUCCAGCCCCGCUCCUGUGGUAGGUGAGCCUCUGCGGGCUCACCAUAGCCAGUGCUACUUGCAACUUUUUUGUUCCCCAGUAGCUUAAUCUAAAAACAACAACAAUAACAACAACUUCGAAGCCUCCCACCACAUCCCCUUCAGGGAGAAAAUAAUGGCUUAUGGAUUUUAGGAUAAGAAACGGUAAUGAUUUCUGAGUUAUUACAUUUGUAUUAUUAAUAACUAAUUUUUAAGUCUUAGAAGUACAUUACUUUUGACAGCCACCAUAUUUGGUUAUGUGAUGUCAUGAACAUGUUUGGUUAUGUGAUGUCAUGAACAUGUUUGGUUAUGUGAUGUCAUGAACAUGUUUGGUUAUGUGAUGUCAUGAACAUGUUUGGUUAUGUGAUGUCAUGAACAUGUUUGGUUAUGUGAUGUCAUGAACAUGUUUGGUUAUGUGAUGUCAUGAACAUGUUUGGUUAUGUGAUGUCAUGAAUUACAGUUUUGAGAACCAACUUUCCCAACUGAAGCCAUAAUUCACCUGGAGCGUCACUCAUAUAACUGAAUCAUAAUUAUUAACAUAAUUCUAUAACUUGUAUUAUACUGAGACCAUAGUAUAUACCUCUGUGGAUAUAAACAAAAAAAUAUAGAUAUUUAUCCUGGCUGUAAUCCAGUCUGUAAAAAGGAUUUGAUAUUUUACUGCUAUCACGGUAAUAAGAAAUCUGAUCGUAA